GUACGCAUUGUUCGCUGAUGUGUGCAUUCUAGAGCUCCUCCUCCAAACACAUUCCAGUCAUCUACGCCAUUCAAGAUACAGGCGCGAUCCAACUGCGCAUUCUAGAUCGCUCCGAGACACAUCACCCGCUGCGACGGCUGGCUUCCGCCGCUAAUACAUUUGAAACGAACUUUCCAUCAUGGCGCGGCAUCAGCCUUAUAUGUAUGCGGCAGAGUCGCGAAACAGUUCGCGAUUUCCCACGUCCACGUUUGAUCCAAAGGCCGUUACAAGAGCCAGCUGGGAACCGGUUCCUCAGCGGCCGCCGCAGAAUGGGCCCCUCGUCUCAUUCAACCGCCAUCCAGAUGCUCACCUUGCGUUGCCUGCGCGGACAAACCUCUUUGCACCUCUUGGGCGUCGUACCAAGGGUGCUAUCAAAUGGUCGCGUCGAUUCCAAUUGCUCUUUAGGUUGUUGGAGCUGAAUGGAGCAUUUGGUAUCAUGGUCAUGUUUAUCUUGUUUGAGAGCUUAGAUGCGGUGGUUGCCUGUAUCAUGCGCAUUGUGCCUGGUAUAAUUGGUCUCCACACGCUGUACAGCGUCUACCACCAUUCUCGAGAAGCCACUGGUAGAACCCCAGGCUCAUCCGCAGCCUAUCAGGUGUUCUCUGCUAUCAUGGAUCUUGCGACACUCGCCGUGUAUGGAUUCGGCGUCUACUCGGUCCACGAGCACGGCACCGAAUGGACAACCAGGCUCGCGGAUCAAAGCCUGCUCAAGUACUUUGUUCCUGCAACCUACUACACAACUAUUGGAUGUGGUGGUCUGCACCUUCUGUCGCUGAUCAUUUCGCUCUGGCUAGGGUGGAUGUUCCAGAAGAUCAGCACGAUGCCACCUGAUAUGAACCCUCUGGAGGACAACCUCACGGCUCGCCCUAGCUUCCGACACAAGCGCCAGAAGUCCUCGAUUGCGAGCUCCAGCACAGUAUUCACCGAGAAGCUGUCGACCCCAUCUGAGCGCGCUCGCUCCAGCAUGGUUUACAGUGGCGAUUCAAGCCCUCCCAAGGUUCCCUUCAUGCACACUCGCACCAACUCGGCAUCAUCGUUUGGAACACGGGAUUCGCAACUCAACCUACCUAGCCGACAAUAUCAGAUCGCUGCGACCAACUCUCCUCGUCAUUCGACGGCAUCGCUGGCAUCUACUCGUACAUUCUAUGCGAUGGGAGGACAGAGGGGUUCCUACGCCGAAAUCCCACUUGCCGAUAACCGUCAAUCACGACCCUCCACAGCCACCCCCAAUAACAACAGCCGGGAUAGAUUGCCAAAGUUUACAGAAGCCUGGGCACCUACCGACUCGCUCGUAUCAAGAACCAAUCAGCGCUAUGCCAACACGGCGAGAUCUUCCAAAUCGUACUCGGCUAUCAACCAGCAAUACAGCCAGGAGGAUUCUGACGAUGAGUACGAUGUCAACGCUCGCAGUGCUCAGAGAGACACAAAGCAUCCGAACCCUUUGCGAUCCAACCCUGCUUCUCCCACAUCGCCUGCGACCAAGCAACUAGGAAACAUUCCUAAUCUGCAACGCCCCUGGACAGCAGAAAACCUUGCAGCUGAUAGUGCCCUCACAGAGAUUAGCAACAAUGAUCGUCUCGUGCUCGCCGCGCGAGAGCUCUCAAAGCCUCGUGUUGUUGGUCAGGCUACCCCUCGCCAGCGCGAGAGCUCUAUUCAAUCUGAUAAUUUGUUCUCUCGUCGAUAUGGAGAGUUGACCACAGGAUCUUCACCGGUCACGGUUGGUAACAGCAGAAAGAUCUCGUCAGGAAACGACUGGGAUAGUGCACAGUCUGGAGUGGAGAGACGCCGCGUUAGUGGCAAGAUUGCCGAGGAGGGACUCGCUGGUCAGGCAUUCUAGGAGAUGCACGUCUUGACAAGUGCUCUAAUGAUUGGAAUGAGAACACGCAAUGUAGAACAUCUGCAACGCAACACGAGAGACGGGAUUUCAUGUAAAUGAUGCACCACUGGGUGACGGAUGGCUUAUAAGGCGUACAUAUGGUUUUUUUCCUGUACUUGUUAUUUACUUUAUUUAGUCACUAUAUUGACUUUUCAUUCGGUUUCUACCAACAGUAAUGUUUCCAAAGAGUAAUAAUCCGGUGUAGUACUGAGCCGUAUUGACUCAGUUGCUGUAGUCUUGCCAUUUUGAUAUAGGUUCUUGAUGAACAUCUGUUUUCCAAACCUUGUCGUCCCAUGCUUUUAGUCGACACAGGUGGCGCAUUGUUGGCCUCCCGUGAGGGCAGUUCCAGGGCUUGUCCAGUUCACCCAUAUGUUUCACUAGAGUUGACAUCUGAGAGGUGUUAAGUGCUUUCCCAACCAUGACACUGCUGCGACAUGCUCUCAUGGCAAACAUCUUUCGCACUUUGGAUGGUCGCGGUAUGUGUGACGAGUCUGAUGCGUUAUCACCUAGCAGGGCAAUGAGCUCCUCGAGGUCUUCGAUAGUGAAAGCCGUUUCUCUGCUCAACGGUAAAGACGUGAGUUCGCAUCGUGCACCAACAGGCCAGUCGCCAGAUAAAUCGACACUAAUCUUGAACCCAUUCGAUUCAAUAGCCUCAAUAUUUUCUACUACAACUUCUUCCUCAAGCGCUGUCAGCUGCAAUCGUUUGGGCUGGACCAAACGUUGAGAUUGUACAAUUGUCGUGUUUUGAAGUCUCUCAAAGUUAUAUUUUUCGUCAGAUGCGUGCUGGUCAAUGAUGAACAGCUCGUCGUCACCAGCUGGAUGUCCAGAGGCAUCCAAAGACGUUGAUGGACGAGUGGCAAUGAUGAAGCCCAGGUUGAAUUGUCCUGCAAUACGCAUUUUGCCAAAAUCUUCUUUGCCAAUAAUGAGCUGCAGUUUCGACUCCGCAUCUGAUGCUUCCAAGUCUUCAAUACUUCCGACAUUUUCACCGUUGGCGCUGUGUGACUGCUUUUGAUUUAUGAAAAAUUGCAGCUGGCGAACCAUGCUAGCUUCAUCGAUAUACAUCGUAUGAGAAAGGUGAUGCGUGGAGCUCUUUUGUUUGGAUCCCUGAGGCGGUGCUUUUUGGUAUGCAGCUUUGGCCGGAACUACGUCUGCUGUAUCCUCCUCUGCAUCGAGAGUCUCAUCAAUGUCUUUGGCUUCAGAUUGAUCGUGGUCUUCGGCGGCAUUUGGCUCACUAUAUUCAGCCUCGGAUUCUUCUUGCCCCUCUACAGGAGCUUCUGCCUCAGAUUCAGCCUCCGAGUCACUUAAAGAGUCUUCUCGCAUAGAAAUAUCAUCUUUCACCGCAUCGACGGUUUCAAGAGGCUGACUUCCGCGCGUUUGUCUACCAAAGAGCAUAGAAGAAUUCAUACUCACAUCACCAACAGUGACGGAAAUAGCCUGCCCCGUCCGGCGCUUAAGAGAUUGGGGCGUCGCAACCCGACUCCGGUUGGUGAUAUUCUGUAUCUUUAGUGGCUGUGAUCCCGGUAUGGUUCUCUCUCUGGCUGUUUGGCUUGGCUCGGGUUCCGCCGACUCUUCAUCGCUAUGCUGAUUAUAUGAUUUGAAGGAUAUGGCACUCUUCUCUGCUAACCUCUUAUUGAAGUCUCUAACAGGUAGUGGCUUUCCGGCGUCCAUUUCAUCAUCAGAUGCGGAGGAAGGAGGUUGGGACUCAUUGACCGGCAAAUGUCGUCGCUCCGGUGCUGCAGACCUUCGAGUCAACUUUUGUGUUUUCGACGGUGGUUCGGAACUCUCUUCGUCAUCGAUUUCAAGCUUCCUGGCUGCCCACUGACUAAUCAGGGAUUGGCUAGCAAGAUUCACCCGAGAAGAUGUCCUAGUGGAAGGGACAUCCUCCUCUUGGUCUGGUGGCUCUGGCGACGAUAUAGAUUCAACAUCUGAUUCGACAUCAUGAGAGGCUGCAGCUUUAGUUGAUGCAGAACCAACAUCUUUAUCCUGCGUCUUGGUAGAGCCGCUUUCAGUCACUUCGUUUGGCUUUUGUGAAACGGCAGGUUUGUUUGCUGUCCACAGCUUAGCUACUGGGACGGUAUACUCGUGCUUAUCGAACAGCUCCGUCAGUGCCACCCGAAGAUUGUCCAGCAUCGACCCUUGGUCAUGUAGCAAGAUGCUCCGCUUGUCCGGGCUCACAUUUACAUCGUACAUACUUGUAUCCAGUCGGAUAUCUGCAAAUAUGAACGGUGACUGGGAGUAGUUAUAUGACUUGUAUACCUCGUUAAAGGUUUUCGAAAAUUGAGGGAGUCCACAUGGUCUUCCAUUUACAAAGAACAUUUGCCUAUCGGGCGUUAAACGGCCUUCUCCGUGAACGGGACGUGACACAUGGCCGAGAACCUUGACUUCCUUAGAAUCUUCCUGGUCUGUAGAUGAUCCAUGUAGGGCCGCAUUAGACGUGGUGGGCUUCAUUGCCAAUGUCAGAUCGAGGGGGACCAAGGCUGCCAUGGUUUUGGCUCCAAAGAUAUUGAUAAUAUUGUCUUUGGUGGUAUUGUUGCCUUUUGUGGAAAAGAGGAGAAUGCGUUUCCCUUUUGUGGGCUGCUGUGAUACGGAAAACUUGAGGUUCGUUUGAAUACAGGCAUACUGGUUCAGCAAAGCGAUAACUUUGUGCCAUUCUCGCUUGAUAUUUCGUUCCAGCUCUCUUCUGCGAACAGGGAGAUUAUGAAAGAGUUUUUCGACUGAAACAGAGGUUCCUCGCUGUGCAGCAAUGAUGCUAGUGCCCUGAAGUUUCCCUGAAGUUUCAAAUGUCAGUUUCGACCCUUUUGGUACAUCUUCGGCCAGACAUGUAGUGACUGUGAAGCUAGAGAGGGCGCAGAGCGAAGCCAGGGCUUCACCACGGAAACCAAAGGUUUGAAGAGACUCGAUAUCAGAGUAGGUGGAGAGCUUUGAGGUGUGGUGUUUUAAAGCAACUGAAGCGUAAUUAUCAGGUGAUAUGCCUGAACCAUUAUCCUGGACUUCUAUAAGAUCCAGUCCUUGGUUUUUGAAGCGAACCUCUUUUGUU
Molecule: messenger RNA, 4949 nt
Organism: [Torrubiella] hemipterigena
Lineage: Eukaryota; Fungi; Ascomycota; Sordariomycetes; Hypocreales; Clavicipitaceae
Source: the annotation of a GenBank genome assembly